Phyllostomus hastatus (greater spear-nosed bat) is the source of this 927-nucleotide messenger RNA. Its product is annotated as olfactory receptor 5K4. Gene Ontology annotation, molecular function: G protein-coupled receptor activity; olfactory receptor activity; odorant binding. The transcript has a single exon. Bases 1 to 927 code for a protein of 308 amino acids. The record is from RefSeq and is a predicted model, not a curated record. Gene Ontology annotation, cellular component: membrane. NCBI's taxonomy places the organism in Eukaryota, Metazoa, Chordata, Mammalia, Chiroptera, Phyllostomidae. Gene Ontology annotation, biological process: G protein-coupled receptor signaling pathway; sensory perception of smell.
AUGGCUAAGGAAAAUCACUCCUUGACAACUGAGUUUAUCCUCAUAGGAUUUACAGAUUAUCCACAGCUGAAGAUCCUUCUGUUUUUGGUGUUCUUUGCCAUCUAUCUGAUCACCAUGAUGGGUAAUCUCGGCCUGGUGGCAUUGAUAUUUAUGGAGCGCCAACUUCACACACCAAUGUACAUCUAUCUAGGCAACCUGGCUCUGAUGGAUUCCUGUUGUUCUUGUGCCAUUACUCCCAAGAUGUUAGGAAACUUCUUUUCUGAGGACAGAGUGAUUUCCCUCAAUGAAUGCAUAGUACAAUUUUAUUUUCUCUGCCUUGCUGAAACUGCAGACUGCUUUCUCCUGGCAGCAAUGGCUUAUGAUCGCUAUGUAGCCAUAUGUAGCCCAUUGCAGUACCACACCAUGAUGUCAAAGGAACUCUGCAUCCAAAUGACUGUAGGGACCUUCAUAGCCAGCAACCUGCAUUCCAUGAUCCAUGCGGGGCUUCUGUUAAGGUUAACUUUCUGCAGAUCUAAUAAAAUUGACCAUAUUUUUUGUGAUAUCCUUCCACUCUAUAGACUCUCCUGCACUGACCCUUACAUCAAUGAACUAAUGAUAUAUAUUUUUUCAAUGCCAAUUCAAAUCUUCACCAUUGCCACUGUCCUGAUUUCUUAUAUUUGCAUUCUUUUUACUGUUUUCAAAAUGAAAUCCAAAGAAGGGAGAGGUAAAGCAUUUUCUACCUGUUCAUCCCACUUUCUGUCUGUCUCAAUAUUCUACAUUUGUCUACUCAUGUAUAUUCGACCACUUGAAGAAGGGAGUAAAGAUAUACCAGUGGCUAUUUUUUAUACAAUAGUAAUUCCUUUACUAAACCCUUUUAUUUAUAGUCUGAGAAAUAAGGAAGUGAUAAAUGUUCUGAAAAAAAUUAUACGGAACCAUAUUCUUAAAUGA